Rhodotorula toruloides NP11 is the source of this 3078-nucleotide messenger RNA. Its product is annotated as DNA mismatch repair protein MutS. The transcript has 11 exons. Bases 1 to 3078 code for a protein of 1025 amino acids. Gene Ontology annotation, biological process: mismatch repair. Gene Ontology annotation, molecular function: mismatched DNA binding; ATP-dependent DNA damage sensor activity; ATP binding. The record is from RefSeq and is a predicted model, not a curated record. Lineage: Eukaryota; Fungi; Basidiomycota; Microbotryomycetes; Sporidiobolales; Sporidiobolaceae. Gene Ontology annotation, cellular component: nucleus.
AUGCUCCACCGCGCACGCUCCCUCUCCUCGCCCCUCGUCCGCCUAGCCAGCCCGCGCACGACCUCUCUUGCACGACUAGCAAGCCUACGGCAUGCUUCGACAGCAGGGAACGAGGACGACGAGGGAGCAGGCCGGCCGCGAGGGAAAGUCCUCCUCGACGAACAUGGGAUCGAGCGCAGGGCGCUGCCUCCUUUGGGCUUUGACGGCAAGCCUAUAAAGCCCUCGUUGUCGUCGAAUUGGACGGAGCCGGAGGAAGCGGCGAAGCUGAAGGCGAAAAAGCCGAGGAAGGCUACGACGCCGCUGAAGAAGAAGGCGAAAAGAGUGGACGAAGGCGAGGUGGGCGUCGAGGCGGAGAUAGGAGCUGAGGACGCUCUGGCGAAGAGAGGGCGGAAGAAGCAAGGCGCGCAGGAAGACGCAGAAGAGGGGGUCGAGGGGAUGAGCCACCAUCGGAAAAGGUUGACAGAGCUCGAGAAGCAGAUCAAGGGCAUCACAGAGCAGUACCCGGAUGCUCUCGUCCUGACGCAGGUCGGGUCGUUCUACGAGGCCUACUGGGAACAAGCGAAGCUCGUCGCCAAACUUCUCGGCAUGCGCCUUGCGAGCAAGUCCUUCGGCGAGGCCAAAGCUCCCAUGGCUGGCUUCCCGCUCACGCAGAUGGUGAAGCACGCUUCGACACUCGUCCAGCAAGGUCACAAGGUCGUCAUCGUCGACGAGUUCCAGGAUCUGCUGCGACAAAGAAAGGGUCUCAUUGACAGGCGGGUCAGCCGGGUCAUCACGCCCGGAACCGGCGUCGACGAGGCGUUCGUCAAGAUCGAGAGCUCGAACUUUGUCCUCGCGCUCGGCGUCGUCGACGGCUCGAGCGAGGAAGAAACGAUCGGCAUGGCGUAUCGCGAUGUUUCGACCGGCGCUUCCUUCACACGGACGUCGACGUUGGCGACGCUGCGCGAUAGUAUCCUCCUCGUCCAGCCAAAGGAGGUCGUUGUCGACGAGCAGCUCGGCGCAACGGUACUCGGCAAGCAAAUCAGCGAACUCCUCGAGGCUGAGCGAAUUCGCGAGGGUACAAUGAUCUCGACGACCUCGACCGACGCCAUUCCCUCCUCCUCUCGCAAAACGCCUUCAGCUAUGCAGACCGCCGAAUCCGUCCUCCUCGCCUACCUCGCAAGAACGCUCGUCGCCAACCCUCCUCCCCGAACGAAGUCGACCUAUGUCGACCCCGCCACCGUCAUGCAGAUGGACGCCGUCACUCUGCAGUCGCUCGAGAUCAGGGAGAGCUUGCGGGGCGGUCUUCGCGGUAGCUUGUUAGGAACGGUGAAGCGGACGGUCACGCCUGGCGGAACACGUCUGCUGGCGGACCGACUUUGCAACCCUUCCACCGACCUUCCGACGAUCUAUCAGCGACAAGCUCUCGCUCAAGCCGGCCUGGGCAGUCUCUCCGUCGCACGACCAUACAUCCGGGGCGUCCUCCGAUCUCUCGAUGAUACGCCUCGCCUGCUUCAGCGAUUAGCGAUGAAACGCCCGUCCGCCGCGAGCGAUCUCUGCGGGCUGAAGCGGACGAUGCGUGCGCUCGACACGAUCAAGCUCGAGAUCUCGCGAGCUCUGCCCAAAUCGGCCGUCGACGCUGAGGCGAACGGCUGGACCGUCGCGCAGAUCCGGGCGAUUCGCGAGCUCGUCGAGAAGUUGGGGCAGUACCCGGUUCUGGCUGGCGAAAUCGAGGCUGCGAUCGAUGAGGAGGCUUUGAACAAGUUGGAGGACGCGCAGGAGCUCAAGGCUGCGGAGCUGGCCGAGCUAGGCGAGACUCACGUUGCGAAGACGGAGGAGAAGAAGAGGAAGGCGCUGAAGAGGGGACAAGUCUGGGGCGACGAGGAGCCCUGGUAUGUGCGCCCUGCGUACUCGGCCAAGCUCCAGGAACUCCACGACAAGCUGCAAAGGCUUCGACUCGCGGCGACCGACCUACAAUGUGACUUGCAGGAACAUUAUAACGCGCCACAGCUAUGGCUUCGGGAUUACAAGAACACGCCGACUGUGCGGGCGGAGGCGAAGGACGGCUGGACCAAGCUGGAUGAGGACAAGCGUCUCGUCAUUGUCUCGCGAACGAACAGAACGCGCGACUACGUCUCCAGCGACUGGUCCAGCCUUUACAAGGAGAUCGAAAGUACGCAGAGCAAGAUCCGCCGGAUUGAAAUCGACGCAGCGCAGGUCUUGAUCGCACGAGUACUCGAACACUUUGACGACCUGACCGCAACUGGCGACGCUCUCGCAGAGCUCGACGUCGCUCUGGGGUUCGCCGAAGUCGCGGAGGAGCUUGACUGGGUCAAGCCGGAAAUGGACGACAGCCGGACACUCGAGAUCGUCAAUGGCCGGCAUCCGACCGUCGAGGCCGCUCUUGCCGCGCAGAACCGCGCUUUCCACGCCAAUUCGCUGACGAUGCGUCAUCCAGACGACGCAGCGGAACAGCCGUCGUUCAUUCAUGUUUUGACAGGCCCGAACAUGGCUGGGAAGAGUACCUUCCUGCGACAGACCGCCCUCAUCGCCAUUCUUGCCCAGAGCGGCUCGUACAUCCCCGCCGAGAGCGCGCGCAUCGGUGUCUUCGACCGCAUCUUCAGCCGAGUCGGCGCUCGAGACGAGCUGGACCGUGAUAGGUCGACCUUCAUGAUCGAGAUGGACGAGGCGACGAGUAUUCUCGAGAUGGCUACACCGCACUCGCUGGUGCUGCUCGACGAACUCGGCCGCGGAACUUCUCCCAUCGACGGCCUCGCUAUCGCCUACGCCGCCCUCGAGCAUCUCACUCACGUCAAUCGAUCUCGCACCCUCUUCGCAACGCAUUACCACCGCCUAGGCCAGCUUCUCGGUUACGAGGAGGAGAACCCUCGGGGUCAGGGCGAGUGGAACGGAGUCGAGUUCUGGUGCACGGAUGUGGAGGAGUCCGAGGAAUCGGUCCGCUACCUCCACGCCAUCCGUCGAGGUCUCAACAGCGAUUCGGCAGGUCUCGUCGUCGCCCGUCUCGCAGGCAUGCCGGCACGAGCGAUCCUCGAGGCGCGGAAGAUUCGGGACAUGUUGCUGGUCGACGGGCAGGUGUACUAG